AUAGUAGGGUGAAGGGAGAUAGGACACCUUUAACACAUUUUAUCUAAAUAUUCUCAUCGUGUUUUAAACAAUUAACUAGGGCCUAGAAGUCGUGAGGAUACGGUUCGUGAGAAUACAGUUUUAUAAAUGUUCUCUGCAUGACUUUUACCAAAUAGGACGAGUAAGUAGAAUGAAAAAGUGUCCCAUCUUGCCCCAUGCGACUAUAUAUGUCAUAAUUUAUACAACAGGGUCGUGACGCGUUACUUUCAGCAUAAAAAUCGUGUCGUGUAAAAAUAUCGUGGUCAAGUAUAACAUUUAUCGUUAUGGGAGGACAAACGCGGGUGAAAACGUCAAAUUCGUUCUUUAAAUUUAUUUCCGGUCGGUAAAUGUAACAUGAUGAAAACAUCCGUUUAAAAUGCCGGUCGUGAUAGAUCGAUUAUAUUUUGCCGUUUCGGAAAUCCCUAUGUGCUGACACAGCAAAGAACAAUUGCUGCCUAAGGUGAUCUCACAACGUCUUAUUACGUAAUUACAUGUUUGCUGAAUCUAUUCGUCGAGCCCGUUCUCAAUAGAUUCCAAAUUUGGCCGUGACAGUCGUGAUCUAGUCUUGUUUUUGUAGUUUGCGCACUUAUAACAUGCAAUUAUAUUCUAACGUUUCUUCUUUCUGUGAUCAGUUCGACUAUACUUUUACAUUUAUUUCUCAGUCCGUAUAAUACGAAGUGUACAGUGCCUAAUUUAGUGAGUUAACAUUUGUGCGUUUGGUCUGUUGCGAAUUAACUGAUUGUCAAGUUCUAAAUCGUUUCGCUUUCUUUCUGCCCUGGUGCCUAGUCUUGUCACGUGAAAAACACUCAGGGAUUAUAAAUAACCACCCACGAUUACUUACGUAAUAGCUGAAAAUGAUUCCCACGUGAUGCGAAGUCAUUAAACAAAGAAACAACGUCACGCAAGAACUUUACAUGACUAGCUGAAGCAAGCGAUGGAUUUGUAUGAGCACAAUCAGCUUUCUGAAUGCUUGAAGUAUAUAGCUAGUCCAAGCAAAUCUGUUUGCAUGAUGCUAGACAUCAAAACAACAACGGCUCAUAGUAGCACGUUCGUUAAACCUAAUUUUUCGAAUGAAAUCGUGCAAGGUCUAAGAAACCUUCGAACCGAUGGUAAAUUUUUUGACAUUGUUAUUCAUGUUGCUGACGAACGAUUCCCAUGCCAUAGGAUUAUCCUGGCAGCAGCCAGUAACUAUUUCAGGAGUAUGUUUGCUGGCAUGAUGAAGGAAAGCUGUACUGACAAAGUUACCUUAUUUGGUGUAGAACCUGAAGCUGCCGAGAUUCUCAUUGAAUUCUGUUACACCGGUACUGCAGUAAUUACUGAAAACAAUGUGAUUGAACUGCUAAAAGCAUCGGAUUUAUUGCAGUUCCAUAGCGUACGUGAAGCAUGUUGCGAAUUUGUUGGUAAACGUCUUGACUCUUCAAACUGCUUAAGUGUUCGACAAUUUGCUGAGAAAUUAUCUUGUGCCAAACUUGCUGAUGAAGCACUUACUUACACAGCGGAAAAUAUUGUAACAGUAGCGUGUUCACAGGAGUUCAACAGCCUCAACUACCAGCAGAUACGUCCGAUUCUUGCUCACCACAUGUUGAAUAUAGAUAAGGAAGAAGGAGCUUUUGAAAUUCUUAUGCAAUGGUUGAAAUGUGAUAUUGAGCUCAGGAAAGAUGAUUUUUGCCGAUUGAUGGAAGUGAUUCGUCUUCCUUUCAUCCGAAGGAUUUACCUUCUUUCAAAGAUCGAAACCAACCCUAUCGUUCGUGCAUCAACACUGUGUAAGAAACUUAUCAAAGAAACUCGACUUUUCCACACUUGCAUGUUGGAUAAAAAUGAGAAAACCUCAAUUAGGUUGCAACCACGGCCUUCUACAGGGAUUGCCGAACUGUUGGUAACAGUUGGAGGUUGUGAUGAAAACUGUGACGAGGCGACGACAGUUGUAAGUUACAACCCCGUCUCAGGAACGUGGAAAGCUCUUGCUCAGGUUGAGGAUAAUUUAAGAGGCGGAUAUGCAACUGUAUCUAUUGGAAAUGAUAUUUACGUCACUGGUGGUUCUGAUGGUGCUACAGUUUAUAACAGGGUAUGGCGGUACAAAUCACAAGUGAAUGAAUGGAUCAAAGUUUGCAACAUGAAUUAUGCUCAUGAAUAUCAUGGAUCUGUUGUAUUACAAUCUUAUAUUUAUGUGAUUGGGUCAGAAGGAUGUGAAAAGUACGACUUCAUCUCAGACAGUUGGACACUUAUCGCUAAAGUUCCACACCGUGUGAACAACUGUUCUGUUGCCGCUUGUGCUGGGAAAAUUUACACCAUCGGUUCACUUUAUGGAUCUGAGGAAAUUCUUCUUCAAGUUUAUUCUCCUGACAGAGAUAAAUGGGACAACAUACCAAUCAACUUACCCCCAAUGUCAUUCGUACCAACCAUCUCUUCAUUAAAAGGUCUUCUUUACUUUACAAGCGAAGACUCAAAAGAAGUUUUGACCUUCGAUCCAAGAAGAAAUGAAUGGAUCAAUACAACUAGUCCCAUGUUACAUGUGCACCUUGGUGGUAGCACCACUGUAUUUGGCGGAAAACUUAUUGUAUCUGGUGGUUACGAUGAGAGGUAUGAUCUUUCAGGGAUCAUCGAAGCGUAUGAUACAGACACAAACACUUGGUCGGUGAUUGGAAAAAUGCCUCAACCUAUAUUCUGGCAUGGAUGUGUUAGCAUCUACAGGUAUGUAGCUGCACCAUCAGGCCAAACUUAUUGCGCUGAUCCCGAUCUUUACAAAUUGUCCACGUACGUCGAUAUCAGCCAACUCUAGCUCAUACAUAUCACCUCAUCAUCAUUACAACUGUACAAGGUGUAAUUUGCACGCCUUUAUUGCUUCGGAAGAUAAACGUUGUUAAAAAUAACAGUAUUAAAGUGAAGGUCAAAAAUAUAAUGCAUUUUAACAGCAGAAUAACCAUAUACAUUAUUAUACACAAUGUAUUGCUAAUGCAAUUUUACAACACACUUUACACAUCAACAUAACCUUAACAAAAGAUUAAUUAAUGAGUUUAUAGUUCAUUAUUGUAUAAAAAUAUACUUAUGAAUCACAUAUCAAAAAUGCAAUUGGUUUUGAAAUUGUUAAAUAUAUACAUAUAGCUGUUAAUUCAUAUAUAACUUUACCUUUUUGUUAGCAUUUUUCUCAUUCAAAUGUGCCAUGUGUUUGUUACUAGUGUAAAAUAGUUCGAGAAAUUGUUUAAGAAACUAAACUGAUUAGCGCAGUCGACUAGGUUUAUCUUCAAUGUACAUCGCGUGUUAACACUGUUACUUUGUAUGUUAAGUGCUACUGCUGCUGACGAUCGUUUUUAAAACCGUAAUAUAAAAUUUGUUCGUA
Messenger RNA from Ciona intestinalis (vase tunicate), 3355 nucleotides. Lineage: Eukaryota; Metazoa; Chordata; Ascidiacea; Phlebobranchia; Cionidae. The record is from RefSeq and is a predicted model, not a curated record.